UCAUAGUACUUUUAUACCUAUAAAAUUGAUAAAUUGUUGGCGAAAUAUUUUUAUAAAAAAUGGAGCAGGAAAAAACGUUCCUUUCGAAUUCUGCUGCGGCGUCGUCCGUUAAUUUUUCCAUGCAGAAACCUGUGGUAAAGAAAGGAGAAGAAAUAGCUAACUACGUUUGCUACUUGUGCAGGAAAACGUUUUACAAUGCAAAUGCUCUACAAAACCAUAAAAACAUGCAACACGACUCAAACGGUUCGAGCAAUGACGACUAUCAACCAACCUCGAAUAGAUUUGAAGAGAUAUUGGAUGUUCUCUGUGAUUUCCAAUUUAUUCCUUUAAAAAAACCCAAUGAAGAUAUCAUAAAGGUAGAACGAGACGGGAUCACAAAGCGCACCUACGGCGAAGGUACGAGCUAUUUGAUAGUUAAAUACGAGAGCUGCGAGACCGCCGGAGCGAAGAAAUCGCGACUGAGUAACAUGAUCAAGAAAAUACAAUUAAAGCCUGAAAGAAAGCUGGUGGAUUUAAGGGGUCCGUUUACUUGCACUUUACCUUCAAACGUGUAUCUAGGCGCACAGUGUCGCCAGAUAUUCUUUAAUUGCUGCGAGUAUUCCUUACAUUAUCGGGAAGAGCACACGAAGAGGCGGAAGGCUGUUUUGCGUUGUCAAGUGUGUGAGAAACGUCUAGACAGGAAUCCGAUAUAUCCGACCAAUGCGUUGACAUCUCAGAUGGAAUCGACUAACGUAGUUUCAUUUACAUGCCACGUGUGUGGAGUGGCUUUCUUCGAUAGCACCCAAUAUGAUGAGCAUAAACGUAUCGUGCAUGCGAAAAUAAAACCACACCAAUGCUCAAUUUGUUCCAAGCGCUUUACUCAAAUCGGUGGUCUGCAACAACAUAUGCGUAUGCACAAUGGCAUUCGACCAUUCAUUUGCAAGUUUUGCGGAAAAGCUUUCACACAGAAGGCGGGUCUGGACCAGCAUUUGCGGACCCAUACGAAAGUCAAGCCGUUCAAGUGCAUUAUAUGUUGCAAAUGUUUCUCGCAGUCUGUCCACCUCCGUCAACAUAUGAGGACUCACACGAACAUACAGCCAUUCGGGUGUCCGGUUUGCCAGAAGAGGUUCAAGCAGAGCAGUCACUUAAAUUUCCACAUGCGGUCACACGUAGACGAAAUGAGCGCUUUGCUAAUGGAACAGUAUGGCCAGACUUCAAGUAUGGACUUUCUUAAUUUGUCCAAUGUGCAACCCGUGCAAGAUGGUGAGACUCUCUACUACGCGGCGCAACUAACCUCGGGACCCGAAGCGACAACUUCUACCCCAUAUAUUCACCAGGGCAGACAGGCACCUUUGAUUCCUAAUAAUUUGCUUUAAAAUGUACUUACCUAUAAUUAAAAUUUAAUUUACGUUAUUAAUUGUGCAAUGUGACUGUCUAUGUUAAACUUAUGCACGGAAAAUUUUGUUUUAUCGAAUAGAAAAAUACUCAUUAAUUUAUGUAACUUUUAGUCAUCGAUGUAUUUAGUCAAUAAAAAUUGUUUUUAUUUUUAAAAUAAGAUAACGCGAAUUAGUAAGUACUUAGUACGAGAAGCUUAUCGAGUGUAAAAGUGCUGAAAGGCGUAUUUUCAGCAGUGGA
This is a messenger RNA of Maniola jurtina (meadow brown), 1614 nucleotides long. RefSeq names its product zinc finger protein 90-like. The record is from RefSeq and is a predicted model, not a curated record. Gene Ontology annotation, biological process: regulation of transcription by RNA polymerase II. Gene Ontology annotation, cellular component: nucleus. Gene Ontology annotation, molecular function: RNA polymerase II transcription regulatory region sequence-specific DNA binding; DNA-binding transcription factor activity, RNA polymerase II-specific. The coding region runs from base 60 to 1355 and encodes 431 amino acids. The transcript has 4 exons. Lineage: Eukaryota; Metazoa; Arthropoda; Insecta; Lepidoptera; Nymphalidae.